Molecule: messenger RNA, 1593 nt
Organism: Fonsecaea multimorphosa CBS 102226
Lineage: Eukaryota; Fungi; Ascomycota; Eurotiomycetes; Chaetothyriales; Herpotrichiellaceae
Exons: 2
Coding region: 1-1593 (530 amino acids)
Source: RefSeq, a predicted model, not a curated record
AUGUCGUCUCAAAACUCUCGCUUCUAUUCUGCUCCUUACCCUGCUCUUCCCCCUGCCCCUGCCUCUGCCCUUGCUCCUGCCCCUGUUAUUGUACGCUGCUCAAACCCCAGCUGUACUCAAGUAUGGCCCGAUGGCAGCAGAACUCAAUGCGUCUGUGGCGCGCCUGUAGGCUCUUACCGUCCCCCACAGCCGAACUAUGGCUACUACCCUGCUCAAUCAAACACUGGCGUCUACCCUCCCCAGCAGGCCACUGCCUUCUACCCUGCCCAACAAACCCCUGCUCCCUAUGGCGCUCAGCAAGCCGGCGCUCUAUACCCUGCCCAACAGACAAUUGGUUAUCCUUCUCCACAGAAUGCUGGUCUUUCAUCCUCUCAGCAAGACGCUGGCGCGAGCAAUGCGCCGCUUCAGGGGUUAAGUGCACCACAAGUUGCGCAGGCACAAAACACACAAGGUGCGCAGGCACAAAACGCACAAGUCAUUGGCAUCGCAGCGUCCCAGGACCAGCAAGCUUCUCGCAAGGUGGCCAGAGUGAAAGGACAUAGACAUGGUGAGGACAAGACAGGACGUUACAGUCCAUACGGUCGGCGACCUCAAAAGCCCAAGUCCACGGCCCAAGCCCAGACCCCGCGAAGCCAGUGGCUCUUCACUGAGCCUGGCAUUUACCAAUUUGAAGUGAAUCGAGAGCCAACACGCUCAACAUGGUGCUUAGAUCACCAUUUUUCUCAUCGCACCAAGCCAUGCGACAAGGAAAAGCCAUUGCAAAUACUGAAGGAGCCUUUCAUCAUGCCUGGACUCCUCCCGCCUGACUACAUUCGGCGCACACCUGCUGGGGAAGCACCGGCCACAGUUGAAGAUGCCGUGUUUGAUAUGAUGUCAUUUGCUGAGGAGUUGGAAGCCUACACUAGAUGGGCAGUAGAACGCGAUGACACACAGCAAACCUUCCUCGGGAUCUUUGACCAAGCUUUGCGGCAUCGUUCAGACUUUACGCAAAUCAGGACAGACCUGUUGACUGCAAUUUCCUCGAACAAUUGUCGAGCACAUGCCCUUAUCCUAAAUCUUCAUCGGGUGGCUAAACAUGCCUCUACCCAUUUUUUCCACAAACUGGCCACCGAGUUCAAUACAUUCGGUGUAGAUCGCCGUCCAGCACCACUGUUGGAGAAACAGUUCAUUAUUGAUCGACUCACAGAUUUGAAAGAGGCGAGACUCCGGCAAUCCUAUGGCGCACAGCCUGACAUUCCACAGCAGCUUUGGCAAGAGUUCCACAGCGUGACAGAAAAAAUUCUGGGCGAAUACGUGGCUGAUGUGAUCGCCACCCGAGAACAAGACCGCCAGAAGGCAAAAGACCUUCGAACCAUUUUGGAAAGCAGUCAGUACACAGCUGCAUUCUCUCAAGUCUGGAUUGGCACCCAACUUUCCAUGCCGGCCAUUCAGCACAAUCUGAUGCCCUCCCUCAUCUUCACAGAUCAGCGCAUAUUGAGGAACUCGUUGCAAAAUAUCUCAGAACGACUGGCACGGGAUCAACAGACUCGGCAGGCACAAAGUCCGCCAACUGCAGGACGUGCAGGACCCGCAGUAACUGGUCUGAGAGCUUGA